AAUCGGAAGAAAACCACGGGCCUUUUUUGGCGAUACCUUGCCAACGGGGGAUUUUUAUUAAUAUCGGGGGUGUGUACACGGUACAAGAGUUCGGCUCGAAAGCCAUUAAUGGUGGAGCUAGAAGCUCUUUAAAGAAUGAAAAUGCACAAUAAUCUAGGGAGAGAAACAAAGUGGGCAGGGGAGAGUGUAAAAAUUGGCCUCCUCUUCCCAUUGGGGGCACCCUCUUUUUAUAGGGAAGGAGGGGAAGCAUAUUCGGGGAAUAUUCUCUUAUUCCUCCAUUUUAUUAAACAGGCCCGGUUUGUUUGUUCUUCGUAAAUAAUUGGGAAAUGUGGGCCGAGUCACGUAUUAUUUCCCAUCAAGAAGUCCUCCACUUUUUUAAGUUGUGAGAAUCAUCAACUUAAAAAAGUAGACAAGUCCUCCGAGUGAUAUUUUCAGUCUUCGUACUUUGGAUUCUUGACCGGUUGAUAUUAUUGCUAGUCCUCCGAGUCUUCAUUAAUUCUCUAAUCAGAAGUUUUUCCUGCAAAAAAUAAUAUGUACAACAUAUUUUUUUUGACCGGCCUAUGCCGUGCUCAAAAAAUUAUUAUCUUUACCGAGGAGCUCGGUGUUAGAGUGGUUAAAAUUCGCGUGAAUAAUUAUCGUAACAAGAGCGAUGUCAGUUCGACAAAGCAACGAUGCUUCGAGUAGUUAUACGACACCGGAGUUAGUACGAUGAAGCGGCAGUGCUUCAAGUAGUUAUUUCGUCGAGACCGAUGUUAGUACGAAUUAAGUAAACGAUGCAUGACGAAAUUAGUAUACAGACGACAUCGACGAUAGUUAAUAAGAAUUGAGUACGCUGCAGCAGCUUUGUUGAAGAUCGAUCCUAGCCCGGUUAACUGAUGUAAAUAUCUUCGUAUCAUGUAGAAACCACUUCUGGAUUGCCUUGUUCAAAGGGCCUGAAGAAUCGGGCGUCCCCGAUAAGGGCUCAGCUGAGCCACCGGUGUACCCAAUUCGAUUGGGGUCAGACUUACGAGAAAAUAUGUGCAAGACCAGUGUGUAUAUCAUUCUUGGCCUGUCUCGCGCAUAAGAAUGAUAUUUACCAGCGUGCCAGGCCGGGCCUGUGUCACAUAUUUUAAUAUUUUUUUUAUUAUACUGAGCAAGACCGGUGUAGUAACCAGCGUGCCAAGCCGGGCCUGUGUCUCAGUCUUCCUCUUUUUUUUUAAUACUGAGCAAGACCGGUGUUGUAACCAGCGUACCAAGCUCGGCUUGUGUCUCAGUCUUCUCUCCGCAUUCGUCCAAAAAGUAUGUACAAAUACCCAAGUUAUUGCUCCAUAAUGCUUGGUGCAAUGAACACACCCAAUUGUUAGUGGUGGCCCCAAUUGAACAUAAAUGAGAGAAUCAACCCACCUAACCCACUAGCUCUUUUUUCUUGGAUCAAAGCUAAUGUUUUACUCCUUAUUUUAUUGGCCAGCAACCUUCCCUAGAUGCAAAGAGCAAGCCCAUUAUACACUCUGUACUUUCUUCUAGCACAGUAGCACCAUGUGAUCUUGAUCUACUGUGGACACAAACAUCAAAGAUAACCUCACAUCCAAUAUAUGGAGAAAAACAGAACACCCCGUCUCUUCCCGAUUCUCAUCUAGAUAGAGCCAUUCGCAUGAGUCCAAAUGGGAUGAAAAUCAUCUCCAGUAGUUUAGUACCUUUCCGGCGUCAAGCUUUGAUGCAACCAUGGGGUAGAUUUCAUCAACCACGAAGCAAAUCUGUAACAAUUUUUGAGGUUUGAGACCUCUGGACGCCAAUGACGUCGGCGCAGGAGUGGUGGCUGGCCUCAAUGACGUCGCUGCAGAGCAGUUGUUUCAGCAACGGCUGCGAUAGUUGUUGGCUUCCGUGGCAACGACGGCGGACCUCAAUGGGAGUGCAUAUUCGGCGGCUUCUGUGGCAGCAAAUUCAAAUGGUGACCAUCAAGUGUUUGAGCACCCUUGCAUUUGUGGAUGCAUGCAGGAAUUCUAGGUGGCGAACAAAAGCUAGUUGGCGGCGGCGGUAGUUGAUUUCUACUACAACAACUAGAUCCGCCCCCCUCAACCUGGUUUGUAGACGGUGGCAAGUCUUAAGACCAGCGGUUGCAGCUGCGGACACGUUUAAGUGCUAGCAGCGGCGAUAGUAGUUACGAGCUCUAGCGGCGGGGAUGUUCGUUUCCAAUGGCGUUAGGCAUUGCUCUUCCCCUUUCUUACAAAAUUCCUCCAAUUGCCCAAAUCUGGAACCUCCCCAUUCUUUAGAUUUGAUAGUUACCAUUGGUAAAGCUGGAGGAUCCGUCAUAGAACGGUGACGCUUCCAUCUUCCGGCGGCAGUGCUCCGGUGCUACAGCGGCGACAGUGUUGGACUCCUGCGUUGGAUUUUGACUAUAACAUCUUUUCCCAUGGUAGCGGCUGUCUUCAAUCGUGGAAGGGGAUUGGCGAUGGAUGGUGGCAGAUUCAGGUCAAAGCGGCAAUCGACCAGUCGGCGUGGUGCAUCCUCGUAGUGAUUCAUUCAAGUCAAAAUCAGGGAAGAUCCUGUCAAGAUCCUCCCAAUCCAGGGUGGUGAGUUCCGGCCACAGUGAUUACCGACGCCUGCUUAAGUGAGAAGAAAUGGUGAUGUUGGCUUCAACGGUGCAUCGGUGUAGGAGCGGUUGGCUUCAGUAACGGCGGUGGCACCCGCAGCGUCAACGGCGGCGGACCUCAUCACGGACGGAAUUGAGGACGGCGCUUGACCCCGCUGGUGCGCGCGCGGCUUCCCGGACUAAGGUGAUCCACGACGCACUUCACAUCUUCCUUCCUUCCAUUCUUUCUUUCCUCCAUUUUUUAAAGAGUAUGCAAACUAUCUUUGGAAAUUGGGAUGCGACCAAGGGUGAUGGCAGUGGUCGAGUGCUUUAGUGGCGAAGACAAUCCAAAGGGUGGAGGCCGGCGAUCCAAGGUCGCACAGGAUCUGGUGGGGAUCUGCAAUUUGCUAAUUUCACGCCUCUCUUUUUUUUGUAAACUUUUCUAUCUUCUCUCCAACUUGAUGAGAUAACCCCCUCCCCUUUGUUUUUUAGCCCAGAUCAAGAAAAUUUGAAUAUUUGUGACUUUUUGCUCUAAGGUCCCACGGUCGGCGCCAAAAUGAUGGUGUAAAUUAUCGACCGGUAUACCGUUUUUAACCCGGCUAAAACGAUAAACUAGUCUAAAAAUACACCAAAAUAUAAACACGGGGAUUUUGACGUGGAAACCCAAAUCGGAAGAAAACCACGGGCCUUUUUUGGCGGUACCUUGCCAACGGGGGAUUUUUAUUAAUAUCGGGGGUAUGUACACGGUACAAGAGUUCGGCUCGAAAGCCAUUAAUGGUGGAGCUAGAAGCUCUUUAAAGAAUGAAAAUGCACAAUAAUCUAGAGAGAGAAACAAAGUGGGCAGGGGAGA
Cuscuta campestris is the source of this 3398-nucleotide messenger RNA. The record is from the annotation of a GenBank genome assembly. NCBI's taxonomy places the organism in Eukaryota, Viridiplantae, Streptophyta, Magnoliopsida, Solanales, Convolvulaceae.